AUGGCGGAUGUACCGCGGCUCUUCCAAUUGAGCGGAACAUGCAACAACUAUCCAUGGGGGAAAAAGGGACACGAAUCUCUCGCUGCCAAGCUCUGCGAAAAGACGCCGGGAACUGAUUUCACCAUCAAAGACGAUGAACCUUACUCAGAAAUGUGGUUUGGUGACUAUCCAGACUUUCCGGCGAGGGUUUUAGAAACCGGCCAGCCACUCGCCGAGCUGUUGCAGAGUCACAAAGAGAAGCUGCUUGGCUCAUAUUCCGUUGAGACAUUCGGAAACAACCUCCCAUUUCUACCCAAGAUCCUUUCGAUAGCCAAAGCCUUGCCACUGCAAAUUCACCCAAACAAAUCCCUCGCAGCCACGCUUCACGAGAAGGAUCCGGAAAAGUUCACAGACUCCAACCACAAGCCAGAAAUCGCAGUGGCGCUGUCAAAGUUUGAGCUCUUUGCCGGCUGGAGAGACAUCAACCAGAUUUCCGCCAUUUUCAACAUCCCCAGUCUACGGCGCUUCGUACCCGACGGAACCAAGUCUUGGACCGAUGAGACCCUCAGAAGCGUCAUCCGCGGAAUACUGAAGGCAGAUGAACAGACCAUCCAAAACAUUGAAGAAGACCUGAAGCGACAGUCGCAAGAGGACAUCGAGAGUCUCGGCUACCCAAGUGACAUGUUUGAGCUUAUUCGGCGCAUGCAAUCGCAAUACUCCGCGACGGAUCCAGGUCUGUUGGUGGCCGUGUUGUGUAUGAACUUCCUUGUCCUGGAACCCGGUGAAGCAAUCUUCAUCCCGGCUGACGGCAUCCACUGUUACUUGUCCGGGGACAUCGUGGAGUGCAUGGCCCGUUCCAACAAUAUGCUCAGUGGAGGACUUUGCCCCGUUGCAGACCGCGACAGCAUCGAUCUCUUCGCCGAGACGCUCAAGAUCGAUUCAAGCACAAAAGGGGAGAAUCUCAUUUUGCCGGCAAAGCAAAGCAAAGAUGGAGCCAAUGGGCAUACUCUGGUAUAUCAGCCGCCCAUUGGAGAAUUCGACCUGGUUCGAAUCGACUUGACGGCUGGGUCGGAGGAACAGAUUCAGAGCCACAAAGGCCCGGCGGUCGCGAUUGCGAUUUCUGGAGAGGGCGCCAUUGAAGGUGAUGGUAAAAAGCUUGCCGUCAAGAGCGGGUUCAUCUUCUUCAUUGCAGCCGAAACGGCUGUGACUGUCAAGGCUGAUACGGGCUUGCGGUUGUACGCCGCUGUCAUACGGUAA
Molecule: messenger RNA, 1236 nt
Organism: Trichoderma citrinoviride
Lineage: Eukaryota; Fungi; Ascomycota; Sordariomycetes; Hypocreales; Hypocreaceae
Product: hexose-6-phosphate isomerase
Exons: 2
Coding region: 1-1236 (411 amino acids)
Biological process (GO): GDP-mannose biosynthetic process; carbohydrate metabolic process
Cellular component (GO): cytosol
Molecular function (GO): zinc ion binding; mannose-6-phosphate isomerase activity
Source: RefSeq, a predicted model, not a curated record